Molecule: messenger RNA, 6339 nt
Organism: Mercenaria mercenaria
Lineage: Eukaryota; Metazoa; Mollusca; Bivalvia; Venerida; Veneridae
Product: protein PFC0760c-like
Exons: 3
Coding region: 1915-2988 (357 amino acids)
Source: RefSeq, a predicted model, not a curated record
AUUUGGUGCGUUCAUGCUUGUAAUAUAGAAUUACGAUUUUACGUCGUUUGUUAAACUCUAUUUACCGUGUGCAUUUUCGGAAAGUUAGGAACAUUGUGAUACAGGUUAAAUCCGUUAUUCACAUUUAGGAUCAAGACUGAUGAAGACAGAGGAACAUAUCAAUGGCAUCGAUAUCCAGCCUUUCGGAUGCUAAGGAGAAGGAACAAAACUAUAUACGGUUGAAUCUGUUGAUUGUCAAGCUUUUAACGUUUGUACUGAAGGCCAGAUUUGACCAUAUCGUUCCGCCAGUGACCUUCAUCAUCAGUUGAAAACAUUUAGUAGCACAAUCAAGUACGGCAAGCAUAAGAAAAUUAUAAGCCAAAAGCAGUUUGAACUACUGUUUCCACAUAAUACUUCUCCAAGUUCUGACAAAUUUGAUAUAACUUUGCUAGUAUAUUUGUUGAGACAUAUAUGUAGUUUUGAUGGAAAAUGCACAUAGUGGAUAGAAAAAGACAACAGUAACAUACCAGAUACUGUUGAAGAAGAAAUUGCAGAUAGUGUUAGAAUCCGAAAUCUACGAAAUGAGGUUUGUUCAUGUAAAUAUAGAUUCACGGCACAUUUUGAGUUUCUUUAAUUUCGACAUGUUGUUAACAACAUAUCUUUCUAGAAGUAUGUCAGAUUAAAAAAAGUAUCUUCAUAAUAUUUAAAGGUACUGACAAAGUGCAAAUCGUACAUUCAUUUCUGUCAAGAUAUUCAAUAUAUGACACAGGAAUGUGCCGUUAUAUACGAAGUCAAGUGUAGACAACAAUCAGAGACCGUUGUACAACUGUUCAAAAUAUGUUGGAAACUCAGUUAAAACCGUUAACAGCAAUGACAGAAAUGUCAAUGAAAAUCUCGAAAAAAAAACGAACCCGUAUUUCUUCUGAAAAAUUAAGUAACUGAAACUGAAAAAGCAAAGAAACAGAUGAAAGCUAAAUAAGAAUAGAAAUGUCAAUGAAAAGCUCGAAAAAAAACCGAACCCCUAUUUCUUCUGAAAAAUUAAGUAACUGAAAUUGAAAAAGCAAAGAAACAAAUGAAAGCUAAAUAAGUGAAAAUGAGUAUGCUUUACGAAUAGGAAAUAUGAAAACUCUACAAUCAAAACAAAAUAAAAAUCAACUUCAGGAAAACAUAUCAAGAACGAGGAAGCAAAGGCAAGUACAGAAAGAUAACGUUUUUGAAAUGAGGCAGGACCAAGAAGAGAAAAACUCUGAAUUUUAAAACGAAAUUGAAAAGUAAUCGAAUAAUUAUAUCAAGUACGAAGUGUAGUAGAUCUCUUGAAGUCUGAAACAGUUCAAACAUUCUGUGAGGGCAAAUACACAAACGAACUAAGAGAGUGUUGCAGGACUCUUCUCACAGACUGCUAUAUAAGCAUGAACAGAUUGUCUUGUAUCAUUAAAACAGUUUUGCUAACAUUUACUGGAUAAGUCCCGGAACGUCUGCCUCGAAAGGUCAUGGACUAAAUCAAAAUGCAAUCAUGAUUUUCAUGACAAAUGUGAGAGUGAGUGCCCAGGUGACACUGAAAAGUGACAAGGUUUAUAAAAUAUAAAUUCUAUGACUCUCUGUUCAUUGAAGGUAAUUCAUGGCUUGAUGCUCUUACAGUGCUAGCUCUUGAGCUUUUGUCAGCGCAAAACCUCAUUCUUCUUGAAAAACAAGGAAGUCAUAUAUUGCCAGUACUCAAACCCAGGACCAUAUUUAACUGAAAUGGCAUGGAAUGCCCAUAGAACAGAGCAAAGCCGGCAUCAUCUAUAUUCAUCCUUGAAGCAAUCGUGAUGUAUAGUUUCAUGGUUGCGCUCACUUGAUGUAGCGCGAAAUAUUGUGCUAAAUGAUACACCUUAUAUGACAUUUUCGGUGAAAAAGAAAACAUUCUGAACGAGAAAACUUAAACUUGAACAAUAUAUGAAAUCAAAGUUAAAAGCAAAGGCAAUGCUACGUCUUGGUGCAACAAGUGGAAUGCAACAGUUAUCUUGGGACAUUACAAUGAUCAAAACAGAACCACUUGAUAUUGUUAAGGAGAAGAUAACCUACAUUCAACAGUCACCUGGUCACUGCAACAAUCGUUGUGAUCAAAUGCAAGACGAAUACGAAUCUGUCAACGAUGAGCAAGAUGAUAACGAUGCUUUUAUUGAUGGGAAAGAUGAUAACGACCAUGAACAUAAUUCGCAGGGAAAGUACGAUAUUUUUAUUGAUGACCAAUAUGAUAACGACCACUAUGACGAGUUGACUUUGGAAUAUGAAGCUUUUCUUGAUCGUAAUGAUGAAAUACACGAUGCUUUGUUGUACUGGCAAGACGAGUUGAACCAAUAUGAUGAAUUGCAAGACAGGUAUGAGGAUUUUGUCCGUUGGAAAAAAUAUUAUAACCGUUAUGUUGAAUUGGAAGACGAUUACAAUAGUUGUGUUGAUAGGCAAUAUAAUUACAACUGUUAUGAUGAGUUUCAAGACGAAUAUGAAGCCUUUGUCGGCGGACAAGGUCAUAACAACCAUUAUGAUGAACUGCAAGACGACUAUUACAAUGAUUUUAUUGAGAAAGAACAAGAUGAUUACGACUGUGAUGAUGAAAUGCAAGACCACUACGAUUCUUUUAUUGAUGAGCAAGAUGAGUACGAAUAUGAUGAUGGAUUUCAAGACGAUUACGAUAAUGUUGUUGACGGAGAACAUGGUUACAAAUAUGAUGAUGAAUUACAAGCUGAUAACGAUGAGUAUUUUGAGUGGCUACAUGAGAUAGACAAUGAGUGUGAAUCGCAAGACAAGUACGAUGACAAUAGUAAUGAUGACGUGCAAUACGAGUAUGAAGCUUUUAUUGAUGAGCAAGAUUAUUACGAUUUUAAUGAUGAAUUUGAAGACGAUUAUGAUAGCUUAAUCGAUGAGCAUGAUGAUUACGCUUUUUAUUAUGACUCGCCGGAGGAUUUCGAUUCUUAUGAUUACGAUCGCUAUGAUGGGUCAUAUGACGAAUACGACUAUUACGGAGACUGAGCGUUUAAUGAUCUCUUUCACGUGUGUUGUUAGGAGUUAUUACCGUACGCUAAUACAUAUCACUCACAUGUGAUCGACCAAAGCUCAUAUAGAAAAAAAACCUUGAUCUCAAUAUGCUUUCAAUUAUAAUCAGCGCGUUUGAAUACAUUGUUGUUUACUGUAACCAAAAACAAAAUAAUCGCAUCGCACAUGGCAUAGUGUGUUUUAUCUAAUUGUUUUUAAAAGGCAAUGUUUGCCUUUAUAACAAACAUGUCAGCUCUAAGUGUUUGUUAGCGUAUAGAAAGUUAAUCAUCAACACUAUGAAAACUAUUCAUUAAAACAAUAUAUAUGUCGGAAACCCCAUAUAAUUUCUUCGAAAUAUAAUUAUGACAACCGAUUUUAACAAUCAUGCUGAAUAUUGAAAGCUUCAUUUUGUAUAUACGUCCAUUAAUGCAAGACAUUUUAGAGUAUAUUAGAAAUAUAGUGUUGUGAUAUAUACAUUUUGUCAUGAAUAUGACUUGUUUUCUCUGAUAUUUCAAGAAACAUUUCCUUUUGUAUAACAUAUUAAGUCUCAACUAUAUUACAGGUCAAUAUGUAUAUUUACCUCAUAUUAUCAAAUGAGAGUAAUAGACGAGUAUGAAAAUGUAUACGUAUUUCGAUUAAUUUCGAGUAGUUUUCUCAUAACACUGGAUGGAACAUAGUUUGGAAGGAAUAAAUAAGCCAGUUUACAUACAAAGUCAAACCAAGCCAGGAACGUACGUAAUAAAUAGUCUGGCAUAAAAAGCAACAUCAAGUCUAAAUUUAGUUGUCUAACUUCACUGUGCCGUUAGUAUUAAUAUCAAGUAAUGAUACGGCAUUCGUUGUUGUCCAGAGAAAACUGAUGUUGGUGAUUUAUAUUAAGUUCCCUUUAAAUUGAAUGAGAACAAUAAAAGGAGAUGAAAACGAAAGUAAUUGUGAAGGACGGACGGACAACGACUACUGUAUGUCUCGCGUGUCCGCAACACCAGGGGAAUAAAAUCCCUGUUGGCGGUAGUUCUGUUCCGAUUAAACAAUUAGCGGACGAUCAUUAGAAAAUCAGAGGAGUCUUUCCUCAGAUUCGUUUCUCCUUUAUUUAUAUACAUAUAAAAAUUGGUACGGGUCAUCCAUCUUUACGAUCAUAUACUAGUAUUAAGGAGGUAGGUUACCUUAAUAUUUGUAUGUGCGCAUGUCCAACCGGAAGCUAGCGUGACGAUUUACGACGACGUUUACGACAAACUAAAUGUGUUUAUUUAUCCAUUCUUCUGAAAACAAAUCAUGAACCUGUAUCCAAUCUGAUGCUUUAUGGUUCAGUAAUGCAGAAAUAAUGAAUAUAUUUCCGCAGAAACGCUUCAAAACAAUGUUGCCUUAAAAUGACGUCAUUGACGUUAUGACGUUACGUGUCAGUUACCGCGCAAAAUCUAUAGCUUUUAUUUUGAAAGUACGUAAUUCUGUGCAUUUUCUUUAUUUGAACUAUUUUCAAACAACCAUCAUUGCUGAAAUAUUUUUAUGAGUCUUUUGCUCUGAAUAAUAAUCAAUAUUUUGCUUCUUUUAUGUAGUUAUAUUGAAAUGUUAUGCGGAAUGUAAAAUGGAUGAUGGUAACCAAUGUUAUUUGGAAUAUAGUUGGGUGAAAGGUUACUUGUUACGGCCAGUUUCAAAUAAAAACACUGGCAGUUUUAUUUGUAAUAUCUAUUUUUCAGUUCCCGUUGAUAACCUGUUACUUAUAUACUACAAAUAAGCUCUAAAAUUGUUCAGAUUUCAGUAGAAAAUUGUUGUUUCUUGAAUUGAAUUGAUGUUACCAUGGAAACGAAGCCCGUGACCUAUAUAUCUAAAUGAAAAUUUCAAAAGCGUUGACACUGGUCUAUUUACGGAACACAGCUUCGGCUUUUUAUUUUCAUUUCAACAAUAUCCAUGAGAAUAAUAGCAGCAUGCCGAAAGAGUUUUCCAUGAAAAAUGCCAAAACGAAGGGUACUGCUGUAAGUAUUUUAAGCUGUGAAAUUUGUUCAAAUGAAUGCAAAUAACACGAAAAUAUAACUUACGUUAGAAAUAAUAUGUUUUAAAGCUACAUUAACGAGAAGCAUAACUUUAUUUAAUAUUUUCUUAUAUGAAAUUACGACAAAAAGCAAGAUAUAAGCUAUUUUAAACAACUCUGUUGCCAUGGUUACUUUAAACUUUAAGAAACAUAGGGUACCGUGUAAAGUGCUUGGUAUUUUGCUAAUAUAACCCAAAUAUUCCAUGUUGGUCAUUAACAGAAUGACACUUAAGCCGUCGAAAACCCCGUUUUUAUACAUAGUUGUUCAAAAAUGACAGAGAAUGAGUUUCCAUGGAAACACGAGCCCCGCGACAUAUACAUUUUAAGCUUAUAUUAGAAAGCUAAUGCGCAUACUAGAAAAAAAAUCAAAUAUGCAGACUUCUACGGAUAUCAAUGAAUUUCAAACUAAAAUACACUGAAAAGUGUUAAUAUCGUAUUAUCCUUCUUCUUUCAAUAUAAAAUACCUGUGGAGGGUCGUGUUUUUCAAACCUGGAUAAAAAUUGUACUUGGAGGGACAGAGGUAAACGAAAUUGUGAGUGUAGCAGUUAAAACAUCAUAUUACACGAAAUACAAAAAAUUGCUGGGGUUCACCUAAUUUGAAUUUUCCCUGGUAACAAGGUAACCUUCCUCCUUAAGUCCAUUAUGUAUAAACGAAUUAAAUGCAUAUAUGAAAUGACAAGUUGUGCACAAAAGGACUAAUUACUGUAUAGAUGGCACAAAGGUAAAAGUUUGGCAUGUCAGUACAUGUGUAUAGUAACAUAUGUCAACAUAAAAUAUUAAACUAGGGGUAACCCCGUUUAUUUUCCUUUGCAUAACAUACAUAUGACAUACAAUUUCAUAUACAAUGUUAAUGAUAUAUAUAGUAAAAUAACAACAACAUGAACUUAACAUGUUUCAAAUCAAAAUCUCGUCAGAUUCAAUACGAAUAUUAUGCAAGUAGUUUGGGAAGGUAAGAAAAAAGGAAGGAGAAGGAAGUAGAGAAGAAAGAAAAGAGUUAUGUCGCUUGGGAGUUCUAACUUUUAUUUAUGAAAAAGAAGAUUAAAAUUGAGGAAUGAGGGAUGAUCGUUUCCUGGUUUCAGUAGUAAGUACUCAAUACUAGUAUGUGUACGAGAGUUUUAGGGGUUGUAAAGUUUAGUUUAGUCAGCUAUUAUAAUUCAUCACACUUUGACCAUUUUUCUCAUGUCUAUCUAACUUGUUUUGCAUCAAUGCGAUUUCUUUUUCAAUUUUUAUCCUAGCUUUCAAGUAUUGUACAAAGCAGUCAAACAUUGGAAUUAGAUUUAAAUAUAAAAUAUUUACAUAAUAUUAUUAUAAAGUUUAGAACAUCA